Messenger RNA from Aspergillus oryzae RIB40, 336 nucleotides. RefSeq lists its product as uncharacterized. The transcript has 2 exons. The record is from RefSeq and is a predicted model, not a curated record. Bases 1 to 336 code for a protein of 111 amino acids. NCBI's taxonomy places the organism in Eukaryota, Fungi, Ascomycota, Eurotiomycetes, Eurotiales, Aspergillaceae.
AUGCUUUUAUCUGGCGGGUUGAUCGAGGUUGUGAAGGUGCCUGAAGGUGGUGGAAAUGAAACCGUCCAAGUUAUUCACCAAUCGGUAACUGAAUUCCUGCGCGCACGAGGAUUGGCUUAUCUAGCUACGCUCGCUGAGACGGACAAGAAAGCCAUUUGUGUUAUGCCAGACACAGAGCCACCAGGCAACGAUGAUAUCCACAACUGUCCGGCGCCAUUCGACGGCUCAUGUUUGAACCAUCUGGUUACAGAGGUUCCCGACGAGUCCAGUUUCAGGCUAGGAAUACCUGGGAAGCAGUUGUGUUCUCAUUCUAUUGACAAUUCCGUAAUGUCAUGA